CAACAUUGAAUUACAGUAGUUAGUAACUAACUAUUUGAAGCAGCUUCAAAUUGAAGGUGCCUUGUGAAUAUCAACAAUACUCAGUGAAACUAAGUCCUCAUUUACCUAACCAUAAAAAUAAAAAUAAAAAUAAUUCAUUUGAGCAUGCGAGAAACUCACAAUUUGCCAAUUUCGAAUUAGGCGAACCAGAGAAGAAGUCUUGGUCUACGACAACAUUGAACACUCCUUUCCUCUCUAAGAUUGGUUUUCACAAUAACUAUUACAUAGUGACCUUUCUAACAUCAAUCAUUUCUUUCUUCAAAACAGCGAUAACAUCAGCAGCAACAACAACGGGACUGAUUCGCACGUGCACUCAUUAAGAGACGAGUCGUCAAGAUGAGUCCAUCUGAGGAACCACUAACCCACGAUGAGAUUUGGGAUGACUCAACCCUUGUUAGAUCGUGGGAUGAUGCUCUAGAAGAAUACAAGAAAUAUCACAGCAUCCACAGAAAUGGAGGUAAUGUGGAAGAUCUUCUAAGCUCUAACCAGACUACUUCGGAUGCCAAGAAUGGGGCUGAUGAAGCCCACGAACCGUCAACCCGUGAUGGUCCCCAAACAGAUUCCGAAAUGAGAGGGGACACCACUGACGGAAGACAAGAGAACGGAAAGUCAACCAUCCAGCAUAGCCAUCCGCUUGGUGGAGGUCCCGGCCCUGGAGGGCUACUAGGUUCAGUGCAAGACGAAGGUCUCAAGAGACUGCUAAUGUCAUGGUACUACGCAGGCUAUUACACCGGCCUUUACGAAGGCCAACGCCAACAAGAGCCACCUCAACAAGAAUCUGAAAAGAGGUGAAAAAUAAUACAUAAGUCUAAAGGGUGCGCAAGUCGACCCGAGAUCUACAGUCGUUGCAAAAUCGUUCAUGGGAUUGGCUCGAUUAACAAGGAUUCGUAACGCCAUGCGUUACAACCUUCUGAGGAACGCUCUUAAGGAUGGUGACGUUGUCAUCUGGGUUACGCUUUGUAAUGGGCAUGCGACAAGUAACGCAUCAAUUGUAGCUGUUGGAAAGAGUCCAACAGAGCACUACAAAUUACUACAUAGGUAGUAAUAAACGAUGAGGAGGAAAAGGGAGGAGGGAGGAGGGAGGAUGGAAGGAGGAAUCAAGUCAAGGCUGUAUAUAUGCAUGUUACUCAUGAAAACCAUGAACAGACUCUUCCCUAUUCCGGACUUUGAAUAACAG
Hypoxylon fragiforme is the source of this 1216-nucleotide messenger RNA. RefSeq lists its product as uncharacterized. NCBI's taxonomy places the organism in Eukaryota, Fungi, Ascomycota, Sordariomycetes, Xylariales, Hypoxylaceae. The record is from RefSeq and is a predicted model, not a curated record. The transcript has 5 exons. The coding region runs from base 376 to 831 and encodes 151 amino acids.